Danio aesculapii is the source of this 2827-nucleotide messenger RNA. Its product is annotated as guanine nucleotide-binding protein G(I)/G(S)/G(O) subunit gamma-5-like. The record is from RefSeq and is a predicted model, not a curated record. The transcript is spliced from 3 exons. Gene Ontology annotation, molecular function: G-protein beta-subunit binding. Gene Ontology annotation, cellular component: heterotrimeric G-protein complex. Lineage: Eukaryota; Metazoa; Chordata; Actinopteri; Cypriniformes; Danionidae. Bases 86 to 298 code for a protein of 70 amino acids. Gene Ontology annotation, biological process: G protein-coupled receptor signaling pathway.
GCAGUAGAGUCAACAGAAUCUCAGUCUCUGCCCACAUCAAACUCGUCCUGACGGCACUGCAAACUUUGGCAGAUCUGCGAGAGUCAUGUCGAAUAACAGCACGAGCGGUUUGUCGAGCUUGCAAAAAAGCGUCAAGCAACUGAGAUUUGAAGCAUCAAUACGCAGAAUGAAGGUUUCUCAAGCUGCAGAGGAACUAAAAACAUUCUGCUUGAAAAAUGCCCCUAAAGACCCUCUCCUUGUAGGGAUGUCAGCCAGCGACAACCCCUUCCGACCCCCAAAAUCAUGUGUUCUCCUCUGAGGAGUCAUGAAGAAUGCUGAGAAACUUCUGAACAUUGCAAGCAUUUUAACCACCUUUUCAUCAGACCCCGAGCUGCAUCAUCACUAUGACUACACUAAAUUCUUUAUUUUGGAUAGCUGCAUUCUCACGAGACGUUUUGAUUGUUUAAUAAUGUGAUUUAUGAAGAAAAGUGUUUGAUUGUUUUGUAAUGUGAACGGAGCUGUUUUGUGUGCACAACUUUAGGUUAAGAUUAAUUGCAUUAACUACUAGAAGAAUUUAAAAUGCUGAACUAUUUGCCCUACAAAGGGUGUGUCUGGUGCCAAUAAUCAUUUUAAAACAUAUGAAAACAAAUACGGAUUUUCAGUUUGUGCUGGGUAGAUUGCUUAAAUGUGAUCUGUUUCUGAUUACAAAUUACAUUAUUAAAAUUGUAGUCAGUAACCUAAUCUAGAUUAGUGACUACUUUUAUAUUACUUUUGAUCUUCUCUUAUUCUUUUUGUUUUAUGUUUUAAUUGUUUGCCAUGUGUCCAUUCUAUAUUGUGAAAAUCCAGCUCUAAAUGAUGUGACAGUUCAAACAUUUUUAGAAGGAAAAAAGAAAAGGAAAUACAACUUAAACUCUGGUGGGGAGUGUUGAAGCAAUGACCUUCUGCACCAAUCACAGUCUGUAGCUGGAGCACACAAGCCUAAUGACCAAUCAUUUGUGUUUAUAAACAUGCUUAACAGGAAAUUGACACUUUAAAAUUUUUAUUAUAAUGUUGUGUCGAAAUUGAUAGUUUUGACAGCCCUAGUAGUACUUAUUCAUUCAGCAUAGGAAUUUAUCAUCUAAAUUAUUAAAUUAGAAUAUACUUAUUCUCUACAUUUUUGUUUCAGUAGUGACUAGUAAUCAUUAUAUUGUUACUAGUAACACAUGUAAAAAAUCUGCCAUUCUUCCAUAUAAAUACUACAUUGUAAAAACCAAAAAGUUAAGGUAACUCCAACUAUUGAGGAAACUGAUUGCAACAAACCAUUUAAGUUCAAAAACUAAUCCUAAUGAGUACUGUGAAUCAUUUCAUACAAUUGAACGAGUCUCGAAUUGUGAAUCCAUUUGAGAAAACGAAGCAAUUUGAGCACAGUAAAACCCAAUAAAUGAAGAGAACUCAAACCAACUGAGUACUGUAAAACUCAAUAAGUUAGGGCAACCCAAAUCGUUUGAGGAAACCGAUUGCUACAAACCAUUUGAGUUCAAAAACUACUCUAUGAGUACUGUGAACUUACUCCACUUAAGUUGAAAUAAUGAGGUAUUUCAUUUACUCAUUACCUUCAACACUGAGCUCAACUUUUCAAAUGAGUACAAUCAACUUUCAGUCAAUUUUGAGUUAACUACACUCAUUUCAUUUGAUAAAGUUGACUGUUGGGUUUUACAGUGUAGUAUUUACUCUAUUGUCACUGCAACUAUUUAAUUAAAUAUUAGUGGUGAUUUGUGUGGUAAAUUUAAUCAUCAAAAGAGAUUCCGCAAAUAAAUAGCAGACUGCCUUUGUGUGAAACAUUUUUAAUCUUGCGUUAAUCAUGUAACUUUCUGAUCAGAGUUCAAAAACAUAGUCUAAUCUUUUUUUUAUUUAUUUUCAUAAUGCACAUGUAAUCAAUUACUACCCAGCACUAUUGGCAAUAUUAAUUAGCAUAACAGUAGGAUGUUUUUGUACACAUUUAAAUGACAAAUGGCUGUGCUCACUCCUAUGUGUAAAAAUAAUACAGCCAAUAACGGACAUUUUAGGACAAAAUAUACACAAAACAAUGGAUUCAGGGGGAAAUGAACACACUCGGCUUGUCAUCAAGUUUUUUGGAUAAGUGAUGGUAAAUAUGCAUAUAUAUAUAUAUAUAUAUAUAUAUAUAUAUAUAUAUAUAUAUAUAUAUAUAUAUAUAUAUAUAUAUAUAUAUAUAUAUAUAUAUAUCCAACCUGUUUUAUUGCCAAGUACAUUUGAAAACCAGCUUUACACAGGAAAAACUGAAGAAAAAAAAAUGUUCUUGUAAUGUGUUGGGUUUAGGAUGAAACACUAAAUCUCUUCAUUUGUUAAUUGAUGCAAUUAGACUAAUACACAGAGUGUUAUUGCCAAGAAACUCAUGUUAAUUGUAUUAACUACAUAGCUGUAUUGAAGGAGAGAGAGUGAGAUGUCUUGAAUCUCAGGUUCUUUUUGAUAAAGUUUAAUGCUGUGUGAUAUAUAUUUUCACUUUUCUCAAAACUGAAUGAGGUACUACUUUUUAUUCAAAUGUAUUUUCUGUCAUCCAGUGUCUAUACUUUCUCCUAAACACUCUAAACAAAAGUUCAGAACUAUUACGUCUGUGACUUUUUAUUUUUAGUGAAAGGGUGCAUGACUUUCUGUUGCACUUUAAAGUCUGGUUUCAGAACACAAAAUGACUGAGUGCGUCAACUGGCCUGUUUUUGCAUACUCUCUGCUCCCACUGCUUGUAUUAUAUCUGUACUGUAUCUUUAUCAGUCAAACACUGGACAUUCAUGCAAAUGUCAUUUGUACUUUGGGAUUUUAUUCUUGUUCUGAAUGAACGUUUUCAGUCUGUUUA